This is a messenger RNA of Chiloscyllium plagiosum (whitespotted bambooshark), 575 nucleotides long. The record is from RefSeq and is a predicted model, not a curated record. Lineage: Eukaryota; Metazoa; Chordata; Chondrichthyes; Orectolobiformes; Hemiscylliidae.
CGCUCUGUGAGUGACAGCUGCUUGACACAGCCUGAGCUUUCAGUUUUGUGCCGCUCAACGAUGGGUUCAAUCCUGGUGAAAUGUGCGAUGAUCGAUUUGACCAUUCAAUGGGUUCUCUGGGCUGCAGCGAGCAUUCUGCAAACCGAGAAGUUUUAUGACUUGGCUGGGUCAGGGACAUUCAUCUUCUUGACUCACCUGAGUUACAGGUGGAAUGGCACCAGCUACCACCGACAGAAAAUACAGAGCACCUUGGUAACCGUGUGGGGCUUGAGGUAUUUGGAUCUUUGUAACACUUCUUCCUACACUAAUUCUAAACACUCGGGGAAAGGACAGGCCUUUGUGUGUCCGAGAUUAUACUGGAUGGAUAAUCUGGGUUUUGGGCUUUGUUACAGAAACAAUUGCAGACCAGCAGAAGUGGAAUUUCAAAAGUCAUCCUGAUAAUGUUGGCAAAUUCAUUCAGACUGGACUCUGGGCUUAUAGUCGCCAUCCAAACUACUUGGGAGAAAUACUUCAAUGGACUGGCCUGUUCAUCUCAGCUUCUUCAGUUAUGAAGGGAGUGGACUAUUUCAGUGUGC